CGUGUGCUGCAGGUGUCGGCUACCUUCUCAUGUUGGCAGUCAUGACCUACAACGUGGGAUACUUCCUCUCCGUCCUCGCCGGUACCUUCCUGGGCGAGCUUGCCUUUGGCCGUUUCUACCACGACGGCGUCAUGACCAUGUAACGAUUAAACGACCCGGCAUGUUCUCGUCCCAUCUCAUCCUCUAUCGGGCAAAAGGCUUGUUGAUUCUUCGUUUAUGGCACCGGAGCUUGGCGUAUGAAGGAUAUGGUUUGCAUAGAGUGCUGGCAGGGUCCAGCCACAGAAGGGUUCUGGUUUAUACAGAGGCCGACGCAGCAGUCAGCAUGGCCAUAUUAUUAGCGCUGCAAUUAGUGGAGCUGAGUACAAGAUUAAUGACACCGCUGCAUGAAGAGGAAUACACUUUGAUUGCUGUUAUUGCCUUGAGUUCACCUCUCACUGCCAUCGUGGAAAGUCCACCAAAGCGCAUCCCAGCCACGGCAGUGAAUGCAGGGUUCUGUGAGGCGGGGAAUAGGGAGACGACUAGCGUGAACGGACCCUGGACCUCAGCCUAACCAUGGCGCUGGAAAACUUGCUCAUUUGUUCUCACCAACCUUUGAUCAUUCUCUUUUUUGCGAAUUCCCAUUAUUCAAACCCAGUCCCCACGUCUCGAGGUAUCAUGUGCCCC
Molecule: messenger RNA, 663 nt
Organism: Westerdykella ornata
Lineage: Eukaryota; Fungi; Ascomycota; Dothideomycetes; Pleosporales; Sporormiaceae
Exons: 2
Coding region: 161-550 (129 amino acids)
Source: RefSeq, a predicted model, not a curated record